ACAGGGAGCAGCAGUAGAUAUGAGGUCAGCUGCAGCAGUGAGUGGAUUUGUCGUCUUCGUUCUCUUCAUGUCUGGCAGAGACCCAACCAAGCUAACAGUUCUUCACAUGACACACUCUUCACACCCUAAAUGACAGUUUUUUGUUCUAUGGUAAUGAGGAUGUGACGUUUUGACAUUGCUUCCCAGAGUUCACUGAACAACAGGGUUGACUGUGGAUUAGUGGAUUGAGGGUUUGAGCCCCAGCUCCUGCAGUCACGUUGAUGAGUCCUUGGACAAAACACUCAAACCCAAAUUCUUAAAUCUGUUUAGACUUGCUUUGGUGGAUGUUGUCUGCUGUCUUAUACUGCCUCUCUUUAAAUUUUCUACAUCUUCCUGAAUUUCCUAAUUUGAUCUUAAAGUUUUUGUCUACUCUGCUCUGUUCUGUAUUUUAUGCCUCAAUCUGAUUUUUAUUGCCGCUAUAGCACUGAUCUUCAACUGGAGGCCUGGGGGCCACAUCAGGCCCCCCACAGCUUCCCAUCCGGCCCCCAGAGCAUCACCAAAUACAGAGCAUGUGAAAAGGAAAAGAUUUUUUGUUGUUGUUUUUUUUCUAAAUAACCUCCCAACAACUAUAAAAACAACUCCAAAAACAGUUGAGAUUGAAACCAUUUCAUCCAGAUGACUUUAUGUUUCAUCCGUCUUUAUUUUUAUUAGAAAACCACCUGUCAGCCGUUACUAGCCAAUAUGAUGCAUGUCAAACACCCAUUUAUCAGUCCUUUCCUGAUAAAACUGCCAUUUUCUAUGUCAACUCCUGGCUUCAGGAAUAUUCGACUAAAAUACUCAGUCGCCCCCUUGUGGCUGGAUGUGAUAUUUAUGACUGAUCUUGCUGUUAGAGCCAAACAAUUACAUACAUUUGAAAGAAAAUCAAAAUAUUUACACAAAAAUAAAUGAAUGAGACCAUUUUUAAUACUUCUUUAGUUUUUCUAAGAGCUCAGCGCCGAAAGCACUUUGAUACGGAAAAAGCUGGUCCUUGUCCAAAUGUAGUUGAUGACCCUUCACAGCUUCACUUCUCUGAUUUAUUAUUAUUAUUAUUACUUUUAUUAUUUUAGUUUCUGGCAGUCCAUUUUUUGCAUUUAGAUUGAUUCAUCUCUAUGCAUUUAAUUGUUUAUAUCUAUUCUUAGUGUUUUGAUUUCUGUUCUCUUUUUCUUAAUAUCUUAAAUGCUCUUACAUCUCUGGUCCUUGGGUCUUUUUUAUGCAGUUAGGUUCCUGUGUUGCCUGAAUGUGUCUAGGUUAUUCUGGGUUUUCAUUCUAGAUCUUAAUUUUUUUCUGCAUUUUUAUGUUUCUGGGUUUUUAAGAUGUCUUUAUGAGAUGACAUACUGUCGGGUUAUUAAGGUUAAAGGGUUAAAUUCUUGGCUGUUUCUCAUGGAUUCCUCUGCUGUUGGUUUUGUCUUUCUUGUUGUGUUUUUAUGCUGAUGUUAUGGUGUGAUCCUUGUGAUCCCAUUGUCAAAGCAUUUGAUAAGCAUCAAAUCAGAAGCAACUGGCCACUAGAGGGCGCUGGGACACAGCCCCUUACCCCAGCCAGACACACCUCAAACACUAAUGUAAGAAUUAAAAGAUUAUAAACUUUUGAAACUGUAAAGAUCGAUUUGUCCAUGUGUUAAAUACAUGGUAUAGUCCUAGUAAAAUGUGUUUAAGAUGCAGUUUCAUCCAUAACUCUUUAGUUUUAUUAACACGUGAUGUACAGCUGAGCCUAUCAGUGUGCUUAGAUCAAAUCUGUUUGGGUCUAUGUUCAUGUGGCUUAUCAUGCGGUCAUUGGCUAAAGUCAAGACUAGUCUCUUCUCAUCUUCUCAUGUAAUUGUGUGUUUUGCAAUCUGUGGACAAGUUGUGUAAUCUUUUUCGUUUUGUCUUUCUGUAUUUACAUCAUUAUGGUCAUUUGAUUACAAAAACAUGCUGAAUGUGAGCAAAAAAAGAAUUAUCUUGAACCGUUUCUAUUCUACUUUUUAGUGUCUGAUCAUAACUUACAGCUCUUUAGUGUGCAGCAGACUGGAGUAGAUGCUGAAAUAAGCACUAGUUACUAAAAAAAUAAGGGACUGUGUUUUUUAAUCAGGUCUUAUUUUGAAUCAAAAAUUAAUUUUGCAUCAGAUCAUGACUCCCAGAUUCAGGAUUAAAUCAUGAGAUGUUGAAGGAUUCACAUCUCUAAUAUGAAUAUAGAAACUAAUUUUAAUAUAUUAGGAUAGCAUGUCUUAAUUUUCAGGCUUCACUUUAAAUUGAUAAAAUUGCAAAGCUGACAUAAUGAGCUUAAUGUCAAAAUAAUGUCUUUGACAAAAAAAUGAUCAGUGAAAAAGUAAAUUCAAAUUAAAAGUUAUUAAAAGUUAAGGGCCAUGUAUUCACAUACAUUAAUUACUCCAUUUUCCCAUGAUAACAGGGUAAAUAUCAGAGUGAAUAAUAUAUGUGAAUAUAUGGCCCUGUAGGGCUUCCGUACCUUAAAGAUAAUGAAGUCUCCAGUGUUGUCAUUUGUCUGGGAUUAGUUUUUUGUGCUUUGUGUUGCAGUGGUGCAGGCUGAGGAUGGCUGGGCAGUGACUUGCUCUCCCACUCAGAUUUGUGUCUUGAAAGGAUCGACAGUGGAAAUCAGCUGCACCUUCAGAUAUCCACUGAUGAUUAACGGACUGAAAACUACAGCUGAGAACACAUUCUGGUUUACCGGUCUGCAGGGAAAGGAGCCUUCAGAUCUGAGGGCUUCCUCUGAUUAUGCAGGUCGAGUUCAGUAUCACUGUGGUGGAAACAGGUGCACCAUGAGAAUAACAGACCUGAGAGAGAGCGACUCGGCUACGUACAAGUUUAGGUUAAUAACAAACCACAUAGGUGGGAGUUAUACCGCUGAACGUGGAGUCUCUUUGACUGUAUCAGCUAUCCAGGUCAAGAUUGACAAAACUGAACCAUGUUGGUCAGACCCCUGCUCAUGGUCACAGCUUAAGUGUGUCAGCAGAUGUCCUCUAUCUGGUCAAACAUCCUUCAUUUGGUAUGAAAAUGAAAAGAGAGUUCUGAAAAAAACGAGUCAGUCAUGGGAAAAAUACUUUUAUUCUGCAGAAAGUUAUUCAUGUGCUGUUCAGGGACUCGAGGACUCCCUAUCACCUUCAGUGUGUGGCCAUGGUCAUUCAUGUCACAGAGUGACUUAUGCUGACAGAAGAAUCUGUGCCUUCAGAGGCUCAUCAGUGGAGAUUUCUUCUACUUUCAACAGUUAUGAGAAUACCGUAUCAAAAUUCUGGUUCAGGACUGACAGAAGCUUCCAGCAUUUUGGUGAACAACCUGAGGAUUCAGGUCGUAUUCAAGUCUUUGAAACACAGAAAGGACGCUCCACUUUGAGGAUCUCUGACCUGAGAGAGACCGAUUCUGCAGAAUAUCGCUUCAAAUUCACAACAACACGUUUUGAAUGGCAAAGCAGAUUUCCUGGAACGACUCUGACUGUCAGAGAUCCAGAUUUACAGGUGCAGGUGAUCAAGUCUUCUAGCGGUCCAAAGCUGAUUUGUCACAGCAGCUGUAUUCAAGGUGGUCGCUCUCCCUUCACUUGGUUUGAGAAUGGAACCAAAAUAAUGGAGCAAACAUCUUCAUCUUAUAGAUGCUCUGUUGACCCUGCAGGCGUUUACUCCUGCUCUUAUGAGGAUUAUCGCUCUACUUCAGUGUAUGCUCCAACAGCUCCUACAGUGUUGAUGAUUCCCACUGGUGACAUUAUGAAGAACAGCUCAGUGACUCUGAACUGUAGCAGUGAUGCUAACCCACCACCUAAAUACACCUGGUACAAGAGGAACCAAUCAUUGCUCAGAGGAUCACAGCUUGUCCUCGACUCCGUCCAGUCCUCUGACUCUGCAGAAUAUCACUGUGUAGCUGACAAUAAUCUGGGAAGGAGGACAUCUGAACAUGUUUUUAUUGAUGUGAAAUAUGGUCCACAGACUGCUAUUUUGACCUUGAAUCCUUCAGCAGAGGUCGCGGAGGGCCUUCCUUUGACUCUUAACUGUAGUAGUGAUGCUAACCCAGCAGCUACAUACACGUGGUACAAGGCAAACCAAAUUCUGAGACAUGGACCGGUAAACAUUUAUGAUUUCACCUCACUCAGCUCUGAAGACAAAGGGAUCUACUCCUGCAAGUCUGAGAAUCAAUAUGGACAUGUCAGCUCUGCUCCUCUAUUUUUAGAUGUUCAGUAUGCUCCAAAGCCUCCCUCUGUGUCAGCAAGGCCCUCUGCUGAGAUAGUGGAGGGCAGAGCCGUGACCCUCAUGUGUAGCAGUGAUGCUAACCCAGCAGCUAAUUACACCUGGUACAAGGAGAAUGAAGACUCACCUCUAGCUUCAGGACAGAUCUUCUCCAUCGCUGACUUCAGUGCUAAACACAGUGGUAAUUACUACUGUGAAGCCCUGAACACAAGGGGGCGCCAUAACUCCACCUUCAUCUCCAUUAUAGUGGCAGAUAAAAGGACAGCAGCAGCUGUAGGAACAGUAACUGCACUUCUCCUGGUUAUCGUUCUCCUUAUUGUCUUCAUUUGUAUCAGGAGAAAACAACUCAAACAACAAUCAACGAGUAGAGAGAGACGUGACAACGGAGAACAGUCACGAACAGGUCCAGUGUAUGACAACCUGUCAGCUGUAGCUCAGAGACGACCGCCAGAACAGCAGGACCCCCUUCGCAAUGCAACCAUCAGCUUCUUUCAGGACCAGGUGGAUGUUGUCUAUGCAAGUGUCAAACCAGCUCACAGACGAGCACAGAACAGGAGCACAGAGGAUGAAGUUGAAUAUGCAAGUGUCAUACCAGCUCACAGACGAGCACAGAACAGGAGCACAGAGGAUGAAGUUGAAUAUGCAAGUAUCAGAAUUCAAACUGCCAGCAGACUUCCAAGGGCAAAUCACGAGGCUGGAGAUGAUUCCUUUGCCCUCUACAGUACAGUCAAACCCAGAUAAACACAAGCACUUGGAUCUUUUUUUCUCUGAUGCCUUAUUUUGGACUUUUUAUGCCUUUAUUGAAAACACAGGACAAUGGAUUGAGUUGGAGAGAGAGUGGGGGAUGGCAUGCUGGGCACAGAUUUGAACCUGGGCAGUCCACUUUGAGAACAGCUUCUGUAAAUGGAGGGGGGUCUGCAGCACAGACAUGAACGCUAGACUACCAGUACCCCAACAUUCCCUUUUUGAAAGUUGUUUGCAAUCUUGAAGCUUAAAAUAAUGUGUCUCUCUGCAAAAAUAACAACUGAGGCCUCUCCCAGGCCAGAUGCGAUAUAUAAGACCUCCACAGGGAGGGGACCAGGAGGCAUACUGAUCAAGGUGCCUGACCCACCUUGACUAUCUCCUUUUAAUGUGAAUGAGCAGUGGCUCUUCUUUGAGUUCCCUUCAGAUGUCAGAGCUCCUCACCCUGUCUCUAAGGCUGAGCCCAGACACCCUCCUGAGGAGUCUGCUAUCGACCACCUGAACCUGCGAUCCCAUUCUUUUAGUCCUUACUCAGAGUUCAUGACCAUAGGUGAGGUUUGGGACAUAGAUUGACCAGUAAAGUGAAAGCUUGUCAGUCUCAUGGACUCGUUUUAAGUUAUCCUGUGUUUUAUAUGCUUUUUUGUGCUUUUAAAUGAAUCCUACCAUGAUUAUGAUAAGAACCUUGAGCUUCUGCUACCUUUAUUCAACUAAAUGACUUAAUCUCCUGUGGCCUUUAGACACCUGCCUGCAUCACCUUACCAGUUACUGUACACUAUGGGGUCUGCAUUCACACAUUGACUGAUCAAUGCUGAAAGGAUGAAUGAAUUUUAUUUUGGUUGUAUACAUCUGAACAAAACAAACCCCAACAAGAUCAUUUUAAACCAAAAACUUUAAUCAUUUUAUAUCUACGUUUCAACAUAACCUACAGUAUCUCCUCAUAAUUAAUCUCAAGAUAGCUUUUCCUCAGAUUGUGUCUUCCUGUUCUUAUAGAGUCUUUUAUUCAUAACAUAUUAGCCAACAUUGUGUAUGGAUUGGUACUGGGGUGGAGGGGUGAGGUCAUAUUUUCCUUUAUUUGUGUAUUUGUUUGUUUGUGACACACUUUG
Molecule: messenger RNA, 6025 nt
Organism: Cheilinus undulatus (humphead wrasse)
Lineage: Eukaryota; Metazoa; Chordata; Actinopteri; Labriformes; Labridae
Product: B-cell receptor CD22-like
Exons: 12
Coding region: 2631-4922 (763 amino acids)
Source: RefSeq, a predicted model, not a curated record